AGAGCCAUGUUUGUUUUGUGAUGGAGUACGCUUCAGGAGGUGACCUCAUGAUGCAUAUACAUAAUGAAGUUUUCUCAGAACCAAGAGCUGUGUAAGAUAUUAAAUUUUUAUUCGAAUAUUUUUGUCAUUCUCAUCUUUUGACUUAAUUGGUCGAUCAGAUCCUUUCGUUCAAUGUGCCAUUUAUACUUCAUUGAUAUUUUCCCAACUUUCUACAGGUUUUAUACCUCCUGUGUCGUUCUUGGAUUGCAGUAUCUACAUGAUCACGAAAUUGUUUACAGGUUGGUGUUUUUGUUGAGAUAUAUUGGUAGAGUAUUGAUGACACAGUGGCAUCAUUUUGUAUGUUUCACUUGACAGGGAUUUAAAAUUGGACAAUUUAUUACUGGAUGCUGAAGGUUACGUGAAGAUAGCAGAUUUUGGUUUAUGUAAGGAGGGUAUGGGUUACGGUGCGAGAACGGGCACUUUUUGUGGCACACCGGAGUUCUUAGCACCUGAGGUAAGUGAUGUAUUAUACGCACCUAAAAACGCACAAGUUGUAACAAAUCUGCAGCAGACUUGUAGCAAUGCUGUUCCAACAAAUUGUCAACAGGAUGUGUUCGCACUGCUUGUUCCCAGCUUAUUGACAAGUUUUCAACGGCUUGUUGACGACUUGCUAUAAGGUUGUUGAGCUCAACAGUCUUGUUGCAAGUUGUUCCAACAACUUGUUAUCGUCCUGCAACUCAACAAUUUGUCAACAAGUUGUGAGUGACAACCUUGUAGCAACUUGAUAAAAUAACACCAUUGUUACAACUUGCAAUGCUCGACAGCUUGUGAACAGAUUUGUAACAACUUGUGCGUUUUUGCGUGUGUAGAUCGUGAUCUCUCCUCGUGAAUAUCAAAAAUCUACCAGAAAGGAUUUGUGAUAAAUGAGUUGAUGUUCUUUUGUUAGGUCCUUACAGAGACAUCAUACACUCGCUCAGUGGACUGGUGGGGCUUGGGAGUCUUAAUAUUUGAAAUGCUUGUGGGAGAGGUGAGAUAUAGGUUUGAAUUCAAUACUUUUCGUCAACCGCUUAAACCUGACCUGAACAAAAUGCUACAGCUCAGUUCUAAACUUUUCCUCUUACAAAUCCAGUAAGGGCCAAUGAACUGGAAGCACUCUUCUCACGUGUGAUUGUUAUGAAAUUUCAACCAGAUAACUUGCAUAGUGUAGGAAUGAUCCCUCGAUCAGACAGGUUUAAGACACAUCCUAAGUGACGGUGACCACUGUUCGACCGACGCCCGUGGAACCUUAAGCCACAGUCUACACUGUUCGUUUUCUAAAACGUGGUUUACACUAGGCCAAAAAAAAUAAAUAUGUGGGUUUCCGGUUUCCCGACCCUACCUAGCUUUUGGACGUCGAAAUCCCGACCCUAAACUUUUUUAUUGGAUCAUGGUUGUAAGUGUUUCCACUUAGAGGAAAACGUUUGUGGAAAAUUGAAAUUUGAGGCAAUAUUAAGGAAAUUUAUCUUUGGAUGUGGAAGCACUGACUAAACAAAAUGGCGUCCGCUUGUUCGGAAAAUUAAAAAAAAAGUUUAAAAAAAAAAGUUAAAACCGACCUGCCCUACCUAAGUUUUUAUAAGAAGAAACCGGAAACCCACAUUUUUUUUUUGGCCCUAUCAAAGUUUCUGUGAUCACAGUAGGAAUUUUGCAUGGGUAAAGUUUUGAAUGAUUUGUAAGAAAUGUUUGAGGGAAAUGACUCAUUGUUUAACACUAAGUCAGUUCCUUCAAACAUUUCUUACAAAUCCUUCAAUCACAGAAACUUUGAUAGUGUUGUCCUCCAUGCGACCAACAGCCGCAGAACUAAGAACCACAACCUACACCGUCCGUUAUCUAAGUUUUUUUUAGUGAUCAUCUUGAGAACAUCUGUUGUCUUUUCUAGUCACCAUUCCCUGGAGAUGAUGAAGAGGAGGUGUUUGAUUCCAUCGUCAAUGAUGAAGUUCGUUAUCCCAAAUUUUUAUCUACCGAAGCUGUCACCAUAAUGAGAAGGGUAAGAACGCCAGAAAGCAGAAAGGGCUGUGAAAUGAAUGGGAGGAAAUUCCCUUGCCGUUGUGAGGAUCACUUACCCUGGUCAAACGAGAACAAGAAUUGCAUGAGAGUUGAUGAGAAUUGAAAAGCGAGAGUUUGCAUGAGAGUUUUCACAACUCUAGUGCCCUGGUCAAACGAGAACAAGAGUUGCAUGAGAGUUGAGAAGCGAGUGUUUGCAUGAGAGUUUUCACAACUCUAGUGCCCUGGUCAAACGAGAACAAGAGUUGCAUGAGAGUUGAUGAGAAUUGAGAAGCGAGUGUUAGCAUGAGAGUUUUCACAACUCUAGUGCCCUGGUCAAACGAGAACAAGAGUUGCAUGAGUGUUGAUGAGAGUUGAGAAGUGAGAGUUUGCAUAAAUGUUUUCUCAACUUUCAUGCCCCGGUCAAACGAGAUCAAGAGUUACAUGAGAGUUUUCUCAACCCUCAUGCCCCAGUCAAACGAGAACAAGAGUUGCAUGAGAAGUUCAUGAGUGUUGAGAAGCGAGAGUUUGCAUGAGAGUUUUCUCAACUCUCAUGCCCCGGUCAAACGACAACAAGAGUUGCAUGAAAGUUUAUGAGAGUUGGCUAGAUAUUACCGAUCAAAUGAGGCUAACGGGCAGUGGCUCUCAUCAACUCUUAUGGAAUUUGAAUCAGCUCAAAAGUUGAUAAGAGGCACGAGAAUCGAUGAAAGUUGGCGAUCAAACAGUUACAACUUUCAUUUGAGUGGAGCUUUAUACAAGUGGUCAUUGUAUUUUUUUAGUUGUUACGACGAAAUCCCGACAGAAGAUUGGGUGCAGGUGAAAAUGAUGCCGAAGACGUGAAGAAACAUCCGUUCUUUAGGGUAUGGAAACUUGAACUUUGUUUAAUCAAACAUAUUUGUAGUGUAGAAUCACUUUUGUGUAUUCAAUACUUAAUUUCAAUGCUAGGACGUGAGAUGGAAAGAUUUACUAUCCCGUAAAGUGAAACCACCAUUUGUACCAACUUUGGUAAGUACACAAUUUUUGUUAUUGUCCAAAUUUAACUGUCACAUGCGCUGCAACUAAAUCAACAAUAUAUUUCUUUCUUUCUUUCUUUGCCAGAAACAUGCGGAAGAUGUGAGUAAUUUCGAUGAAGAAUUCACGUCGGAAGACCCAGUGCUAACACCGCCUAAAGAGCCUAGACCUCUCAAUGUCGAGGAUCAGGUACGAAUCAUGAUGCAUGCCGAUUAUGAAAGUGUUGAUAAUUAUGGAUGACCCCUUACUGCACUUCAAGUUUGACGACAUGAUUUAGUUUCAAAACUCAAUUCAAAAUUGAGUUUUUCGGUCCGUUUUAACGGCCAGUAAACAAUUAACCGUCAAUGCCCUUGUCUUUGACAAGUAAAAUAGCCUAGUCUUGGAGUGAAGCCCCGUUUACACUGUCUGUGUUCACAGUAGGAAUUUUGCGUCGGUAAAUUCUACGUUUUGAUGGAUUUAUAAGGAAUGUUUGAGGGUAGGAAUUUGGUUAAUUUCAGGCGAAAUCUUACAAAAACAUAAAUCCUGCAUUCUCUUUUCAGGCUUUGUUUGUGGAUUUCGACUACAUAGCAGAUUGGUGUUGACACAUCUACACACCAGCGGCAUAACAAGGCAGUACGCUACAAGUCAUAGUAAGAUCACAAAAUAAUGAACUGCUGGUGUAUGCCUGAUGCUGAAUAUAGAAACACCUGAUCUAUAUACGUUGAUUUGUAUCUGUGAGUUUCACUAAAGGCUAUUUUUCAUUGCAGUCGCUUUGCCCGCGCGGGCGGAACGAACAUUACUCAACUCUCUCUGUAGUUGUCUAACCUGUGCAUUUUUUGUCCGCCUGACUGCAGACCAGACUGCUCCGGAGUCCGGACACGCCAUGAAAGUAGAACUACAUUCAACUUUCUUGGCGUGCCCGCGCGACUGAUUUUUCACGUGAUGAAAAUUGACCGCUCCACCCGCGUGGGCAAAGCGACUGCAAUGGAAAAUGGCCCUAAGCACUAUCGUGCAACAGAUGGUGGUCAACCUACAGAGUUAGAAAUAUUCAUACUUUUCCUUCAGUGGCGGACCCUCUGAUGUUGAUCACCAUUUACUGUUCUGUCACGUUUACUGAGGCCCAUCAGUACUAUGGAUGCAAUCCAAUGAAUUGUUAAUAAUGAACUUCGCGAGAGAAGUAUAUACUUUAAAAUGCUUAGGCAUAUGGAUACCAGUUUCUACAUAAAGCCUCAUUUCCAUGCGGUGCGACUGACGUGACCAAGGCGGCCCAUCAGGGCACGGUUCUUCAAAGGUGGGUUAGCGCUAACCCUGGGUUAAAAUUUAACCUGCUGUUUUUGUUUGUGUAUUUCUGCACGUCUGUUUAUUUCAAAAUUUCAGAGAAGUAAACUCCUAUCGAUCCAGACAAGAUCUCUGAAGAAAUAUUUCCAAAUUUAUAGACAAGCUGUCAGGAAGUUUGCUUUGAAUUUUAGGUUAACCUAGAGUUAAGCUAACCCAGCUUUGAACAACCUGCCCCAGGCGAAUUUGUUCGCACGAUGCUUUUGCUGACGUGAUAAGCGAUGUCAACAAAGGGAAAAGUCGCUUCGCGCGAACAAUUCGCCUGGCGGAAAAUAGGUUUACAUUGGCAACCUUGAAAUAUUCACGACAUACCCUACCGUAUGGAAACAAGGCUUCAAUUUUCCAAGCGAGAAAACCUGCGAUCAGGCACUCGAAGUGAGCUUUCUUAUAAAGCCCUGGGCAAACUAGGAAACAUUGUUGUGGAAACAUUGGUGAUUCUCGAUGUUUCCUCAAAUGUUUCCCCGUUUGCCCACCCGUGGAAACAUUGUUGCAGAAACAAAAUUUUCUUCCCGAGAAGCAAAAAUGUUUCCUAGCAAAUUCAGAAACAUUUGAUGUUUCCCUAUGUUUCUCACUAAUGUUCCCUAGUGUUUGCCCACUCUGGGAAACAUGGCGAAACAUUGGCAGGAAACAAUGUUUCCACAACAUGUUUCCUAGUUUGCCCAGGGCUUUACAAAGCAAGCGCCCUGCAAACGAGGCUGCCAUCAAAGGUGUAUUCCCAAUAAUGCCAAGGUGUAUUGGCGAAUUCAGGUUUGGUUUUAUGUCAAACCUGUUUGUAUACUUGUAAUCAAAGAUAGUUUGAAAUUGUGAAAGAGAUUUUGAUCUUUUGUAAAAUUGUUCUGUUUUUUUGUUUGUUUGUUUUGUUCCGGGGGGG
Paramuricea clavata is the source of this 5194-nucleotide messenger RNA. The record is from the annotation of a GenBank genome assembly. NCBI's taxonomy places the organism in Eukaryota, Metazoa, Cnidaria, Anthozoa, Malacalcyonacea, Plexauridae.